Messenger RNA from Neoarthrinium moseri, 2949 nucleotides. RefSeq lists its product as uncharacterized. The transcript has a single exon. Gene Ontology annotation, molecular function: RNA binding; ATP binding. The coding region runs from base 1 to 2949 and encodes 982 amino acids. Gene Ontology annotation, cellular component: intracellular anatomical structure; spliceosomal complex. Gene Ontology annotation, biological process: mRNA splicing, via spliceosome. The record is from RefSeq and is a predicted model, not a curated record. NCBI's taxonomy places the organism in Eukaryota, Fungi, Ascomycota, Sordariomycetes, Amphisphaeriales, Apiosporaceae.
AUGGAUCGCGACGGCGGCAACUUCAGCCCCAAGCGGCGGAAGCUGGACUUCAACCCCCUGAGGUCUGACGACCGGUACUCGACCCUGCCGAACCGCCCGUCGCGCUUCGCCGCCAGCAAGACUGCCUCUCGCGCGUCCACGCCCCGCCAGCGCGAGUUCGACACCCCGGAGCCCCUGGUGGACGACGGCGACCAGGCCGCCCUGGACAGAGACUGGUACCUCGGCGAUGAGAACGGCCACACCUUUGGCGACGAGUCGCACGACCCCUUUGCCGCCUACGACACCACCUGGGUCGAGCAGCGCCAGCGCGAGCAGGCCAUGGUCGAGAAGAAGGCCGGCCAGAAACACCUGAACGUCCGCCAGCUGCAGAGGCAGAAGGACAACGAUGCCUGGGAGACGAACCGCAUGCUGACGUCCGGCGUCGCCCAACGCCGCUUCGGCGACGAUUUCGACGACGACGACGAGGGCACGCGCGUGCAUUUGCUGGUUCACGACCUCAAGCCGCCCUUCCUGGACGGGAGGACCGUCUUCACCAAACAGCUGGAGCCCGUGCCCGCCGUCAGGGAUUACCAGAGCGACAUGGCCGUCUUCAGUCGCAAGGGCAGCCGCGUCGUCAAGGAGAGGAGGCAGCAGCGAGAGAGGCAGCGCCAGGCACAGGAGGCCACAAAGGUGGCUGGCACCAACCUGGGAAAUCUCAUGGGGGUCAAGGAGGACGACGGCGACAGUGCGCUGCCCAUCGCGGCCGAGGAAGAGGCCACGAAGACCGGCGGCAACAAGUUCAGCGAGCACAUGAAGAAGAGCGAGGGCGCCUCCGACUUCAGCAAGAGCAAGACGCUCAGGGAGCAGCGGGAGUACCUACCUGCUUUUGCCGUCAGGGAAGACCUUAUGCGCGUCAUCCGGGACAACCAGGUCACCAUCGUCGUCGGUGAGACAGGCUCCGGCAAGACCACCCAGCUCACCCAGUUUUUGUAUGAAGAUGGCUACGGCACCCGGGGCAUGAUUGCUUGCACGCAACCCAGGAGAGUGGCAGCCAUGAGUGUCGCCAAGCGUGUGGCCGAGGAGAUGGAGGUGAAACUGGGCAGCACCGUGGGCUACGCCAUCCGAUUCGAGGAUUGCACGAGCGACGACACCGUCAUCAAGUAUAUGACGGACGGUAUCCUCCUGCGAGAGUCGCUGAACGAACAAGACCUCGACCGCUACUCCUGUGUCAUCAUGGACGAGGCACACGAGAGAGCGCUCAACACCGACGUGUUGAUGGGUCUCUUCAAAAAGAUCUUGCAACGCCGGACCGACCUCAAGCUGAUCGUCACGUCGGCCACCAUGAACUCCAAGAGGUUCUCCGAAUUCUUCGGCGGCGCACCCGAGUUCUUCAUUCCAGGCCGUACCUUUCCGGUUGACGUCAUGUUCCAUGGGUCUUCAGUUGAUGACUACGUCGAUGCAGCUGUGCAGCAGGCCCUGAGAAUACACGUCUCAAUGGGUGCCGGGGAUAUCUUGGUCUUCAUGACCGGUCAGGAGGACAUUGAAUGCACGUGUGAGCUGCUGAGGGAGAGACUAGACGCGCUGAAUGACCCGCCGAAGCUCAGCAUCCUCCCUAUUUACAGUCAGAUGCCAGCGGAUCUCCAAGCCAAGAUUUUCGAUCGAGCAGCACCGGGGGUUCGGAAGUGCAUUGUCGCAACCAACAUUGCAGAGACCAGUUUGACAGUCGAUGGUAUCAUGUAUGUGGUGGACGCAGGGUAUUCAAAGCUCAAGGUGUACAACCCGAGAAUGGGCAUGGACACCCUGCAAAUUACCCCUAUCUCUCAAGCCAACGCCGGCCAGCGCGCUGGUCGAGCUGGAAGAACCGGGCCCGGAAAAGCCUUCAGACUAUACACCGAGAAAGCCUACAAGGACGAGCUCUAUAUCGCCACAAUUCCCGAGAUUCAGCGUACGAACCUCAGCAACACCGUCUUGUUGAUCAAGUCUCUCGGAGUCCGUGAUCUACUGGACUUCAAUUUCAUGGACCCCCCUCCACAGGAAGUUAUUACUACAUCCUUGUUCGACCUUUGGGCGCUGGGUGCCCUUGACAAUAUUGGCGAGUUGACAGGCUUGGGGUCCAAGAUGAAUGCUUUCCCCAUGGAUCCGCCCUUGGCCAAGUUGCUCAUCAUGUCGGAAGAAUACGGUUGCAGUGAGGAAAUGGUCACCAUCGUCUCUAUGCUGUCCGUCCCCAACGUCUUCUACCGCCCGAAGGAGCGGCAAGAGGAGUCUGACGCAGCACGGGAGAAGUUCUUUGUGCCCGAGUCCGACCAUUUGACCUACCUGCACGUAUAUUCUCAAUGGAAGUCCAAUGGCUACUCCGACGGUUGGUGCACACGCCACUUCCUGCACCCCAAGUCGCUCCGGAGGGCCAAGGAGAUCCGCGACCAGCUGCUCGACAUCAUGAACAUGCAGAAGAUGCAGAUGAUUAGCUGUGGCACGGACUGGGACGUCAUUCGCAAGUGUAUCUGCUCCGGGUACUAUCACCAGGCCGCCAAGGUCAAAGGCAUUGGCGAGUACGUCAACCUCCGGACCUCGGUGACGGUGCAGCUGCACCCAACCAGUGCCCUCUACGGCCUCGGCUUCUUGCCCGACUACGUCGUUUACCACGAGCUCAUCCUUACCAGCAAGGAGUACAUGUCUACGGUGACAUCGGUCGACCCGCACUGGCUGGCCGAGCUGGGCGGCGUCUUCUACUCUGUCAAGGAGAAGGGCUACUCGGCCCGUGAGAAGCGCAUCACUGAGACCGAGUUUAAUCGCAAGAUGGAGAUCGAGGCUCAGAUGGCCGUCGAUAAGCAGAAAGAGCAGGACAGGCUGCAGGCCGAGGCGCUGGGUCCUGCCAAGACGACUGCUGUUGCCGCCAAGGGGCCCAAGAAGGUCGUCACCUCGGGCGCUGUCAAGAAGCCCGUUGUCAAGAGGAAGGCCAGGGGAUUUUAA